This is a messenger RNA of Sclerotinia trifoliorum, 5859 nucleotides long. Lineage: Eukaryota; Fungi; Ascomycota; Leotiomycetes; Helotiales; Sclerotiniaceae. The record is from the annotation of a GenBank genome assembly.
UCUUUCUAGGCAACAGUUGGGCGGUGAGUAACGUCCAAACAUUAUGUGCUGUUAUCAUAAAUGCUAACGGUGAUGUGAUUUUUUAUUCCGCAAUUGGGAUAGUGCUUACUAUCUCACUGAUACCCCUGGACCAUGGAUAAGUCCUUGUUUAUAUAUCAUUCUUCGAAACCCCUAUUUUGAACUGAAGUUGAUUAGCAAUUCAAAAUCGAAAUCGAAAUCAUGGCGAGUAAUACUUCAAGUCUUGAUCUUCCCAUCAAUGAUUUUGGUCCAGCCGAACCCUUGAGAUUUGACUUCACUCCAUUAUUCGAAGAUGUUAUCUUUUCAAUUGUACCAUCCGUCAUUCUACUUUUCUUAUUGCCAAUUCGAAUAUGGAUGCUUCGAGGUCAACCUCGAAAAGUUAAUUCGAGCUUUUUGCAUGGCAAUAAAUUGGUAUGGAUAUGCCAUUCAAAAGACCCGGAGUCAGACUAAUUUUACCGUAGCUAUUCUUAGGUGUUUUCACAAUCAUGCAGACGAUUUAUCUGAUCAUGAAUACUACAAAGUCGACCUUGAAGACACGAGCAACAGUGCCUGCUGCCGCUCUUUCACUUGUAGAUGCUCUCGGCUUGUUUGCUUUAUCACACCUUGAGCAUGUACAUUCUGUCAAACCCUCUGCUCUUAUCAAUGCCUGGCUUUUACUUACGCUACCUUUCGAUAUAGCCAGGGCAAGGUCACUCUGGUUAGAUAACGCCAAUACUUCAAUUGCUGCAGUCUUCACGAGUACUCUUGGUGUCAAGAUUAUGGUCAUUAUUGCCGAGGCAAUAGAAAAGCGUCACAUUUUACUUGACAGAUAUCGACACAUAUCACCGGAAAAUACUAGUGGUGUUUAUAGUCGCAGCUUCUUUUGGUGGCUAAACACUCUCAUGACAACUGGAUUCCAGCGGGUCAUAAGAAAUGAAGAUUUGUAUCCCAUCAAUGAGGAAAUGAGCUCGAAAUACCUAUAUGUACAAGCACAAACCGCAUGGGAUAGAUCCGACCAUAAUCGUUCGCAUUCUUUGCUCUGGUCAACCAUAAGAGCCACAGGACGGGUAUUUUCUUUUGGUAUCUUACCCCGAAUUUGCAUGAUUGGUUUCAAAUAUGCCCAACCUUUCUUACUAGAGAGAACCGUUGGCUUUGCAAAUGACGAGACUCAGCCUGAUAGUAUAGGAUGGGCUUUGACUGGUGCAUUUGGUAUUGUCUUUCUAGGUUUAGCUGUUUCAAGCGGGACCUAUUAUCACAUGGCUUAUCGGUUCAACACGGCGGUACGCGGUUCUUUAGUAAGUUUGAUAUAUGCUAAAACUGUUGAUUUGAGCAUUACUGCUCUUGACGAAUCGGUUGCUGUUACUUUGAUGGCGAAUGAUACAGGUAAUAUAUUGUUUCAUCCUUAUAUGGAAACUUCUCAUUUUUAUCACAGGUGCGAUCUGUCAAGGCUUCACAUAUAUACACGAGCUUUGGGCGGUACCUAUGGAAUUAGUCGUAGCGAUGUACUUGCUCUAUCGGCAACUUGGUUUAGCUUUCUUGGCUCCUUGCUCCGUUGCCUUACUCUGCACGGCAGGCAUUCUUACCAUGGCAAAGUGGAUGGGUAAUGCGCAAAAGAUUUGGAUUAGGGGUAUUCAAACCCGCAUCGAUGUCACAGCUUCAAUGUUAGGGUCAAUGAAGGUAAUUCUACCAACAAAAUUUAUGUGCAAUUUGCUAAAAUACUGUACAGGCUGUAAAGAUGCUCGGGUUUACGGACAUCCUCACAACUAUGGUUCAACAUCUUCGUGCGAAAGAAGUAUCUCUGUCUAAAUUAUUUCGGAGACUUCUUUGUGGCCGUGUUUUCUUAGGUAUACCCUCUUACGUCAGCCAUUGGAACACCUAUCUAAAUUGAUAUUUAGCAAAUUGUACUGGUAUUAUGGCGCCUUUAGUUACAUUCACAGUCUUUGUAAUCUCAGCCAAACUUACAGGCCGAACAUUGAGUACCUCGACAGCAUACACAUCGCUAUCAUUAAUUGCCCUUUUGGCAGAGCCAAUGAAUACAUUGGUGAGGACCAUACCCGAACUCAAUGCUGCUGUAGCUUGUUUUGAGAGAAUCCAGUCCUUCAUGUUAUCGGAUGCACGGAAAGAUCAUCGUUUGCCAUUGGCAGGAUCUCAAACAUCGGCCACUCCCACUAAUGCAACCCAGGGCAUUGAGCUACAUGAUAUGUCACCCAGAGUAACUCCUUCACCCAUGAUCACUGCGCAAGAUGCUAGUUUCGCUUGGAGUCAGGAUACUUCCGCCGUGGUAGUUGAUUUCAGCUUUACCUUGCCAUGCUUUCAAUCACUUUUUAUCAUCGGUCCAGUAGGCUGCGGAAAGAGUACCUUACUUAAAGGAUUACUUGGUGAAACUCCCUCGUCUAAAGGCUUCAUUUAUACUAAAACAGCAAAAACGGCAUACGUUGAGCAAAGCCCAUGGAUUCAGAAUGGCACUAUAAUGGAUAAUAUUCUCGGCCCAUCAACAUUCGAUUCGCCUUGGUAUGAUCAGGUUGUCCGAGCUUGUGCCUUGGAACAUGAUAUUUCUAUAUUGCCGAAUAAAAGUGGUAAGUACUCCGUGUCUAAUGAUUUUUUAUUCAUUGUGAUUUUCAAUAUCCUACUUGAACUCAAUAAGAGUCAUGUGGCCUUACACUUCUGUGUUUUCUCUCAUAACUCGAAAGAUACAACUUACAUGAAUGUUUACACUAACACAAAUCUAGCUACGCGCGUAGGAAGUGGAGGUAUUUCUCUAAGUGGCGGCCAAAAACAACGACUAGCACUUGCGAGAGCCGUCUACGCCAGAAACGAGUUCAUCAUUCUUGAUGAUGUAUUCUCUGGGCUUGAUCCUGAAACGGAAGAUCAAGUAUUCAAAAGACUUUUUGGAAAACAAGGACUCUUCCAAGAAAUGGGUACCACUGUUCUUCUUGCAACUCAUGCUGUUCAUAGGUUAGCAUAUUCAGACUAUAUCAUCGCAAUGGACCAAUCGGGUAAAAUCAUCGAACAAGGUACUUUUGAUCUUCUGAAGGCUAGUGGUGGGUAUGUGGAGAAUCUAGCUACUCGACAUAAAUCAGAGGUAGAUGAUGCCACAGAAGCUAAUACAGAGGAGUUGACCACGAAGCAAAAUCCCUUUGCAGCUGUCGAGAGCGAUGAUCUCGUGAAUGAGGUAGCGGAUCUCAAUCGACAAACUGGUGAUUUUUCAGUCUACAGCUAUUACUUUGCCUCCAUUGGUUGGAUACCAACAGUACUAUUCUUCGGUUUCGUGUUUGUAUUUGGAGCAGCAUCCAAAUUACCGGAAUUUGCUUUGACUUAUUGGACAAGAGCUGUAGCUGUUGAAGGUAAUGAAGCAAAUCCAUACUGGUUAGGGAUAUACGGGAUGUUGUCUGGCGUUGCCCUGGUUGGAUUCGUGGCAGGUGUUUGCCAGUUGGCAUUAUAUAUGAUGCCAAAAAGUGCAAAGGUCCUUCACCAAAGAUUAUUGGAUUCCGUAAUCGGAGCACCUCUUUCUUUCUUCACAGCCACAGAUACUGGGAUGACGACAAAUAGGUAGGCAGAGUUUGCCUCAUAUUUUCUGUUUCUUACUGACACUAAAUUCAGAUUCAGUCAAGAUAUGUCUAUACUUGAUGCAGACCUGCCAUAUGCAAUGGUUGAUCUAGCCUCGUCUAUAUGUCAAGCAAUAAUGGGGGCUAUUCUAAUGUCUCUAUCUGCCGGAUACUUUGCCGCAACUAUACCGGUUGUCGGUCUAGCAGUCUGGGGUAAAUCACGCACAUGCUUCAUAUAUCGAUAACUACUAACUUCUAAACAGUACUACAAAAAUUCUACCUCAGGACAUCGCGUCAAAUACGUCUCUUGGAUCUCGAAGCAAAAUCUCCUCUAUACUCUCACUUCAUUGAAACCCUUAGUGGUCUGACCACCAUCCGAGCUUUCGGCUGGACUGAAAAAUUUCGUGAGCAGAAUCUCACCCUGUUGGACGCAUCUCAAAAACCAUACUACCUUCUCUUUUGUAUUCAACGUUGGCUAGGCCUUGUCCUUGAUCUUCUCGUGACGGCUCUUGCAGUAAUCCUCAUGAUACUCAUCGUGAAACUCCGCACCAAUAUCAGUCCCGGCUACGUUGGUCUCGCGCUCUUAAAUGUCACGACAUUCAAUGAAGCACUUGCUCAAAUCAUCAAAAACUGGACAAACAUGGAGACCGCCGUCGGAGCGGUCUCUCGUCUCAAGAACUUCUCUGCCACAACUGUGAGCGAGAACUUACUCUCAGAAAUCGAAUCUGUGCCAGAGAACUGGCCAGCUUUUGGCGCCAUUGAGAUAAAAAAUGUAAAAGCCUCCUAUACACCCACUUCCGUCCCGGUAAUCCACAAUCUCAAUCUCUCUAUCAAACCAGGCGAAAAAAUAGGAAUCUGUGGUAGGAGUGGAAGUGGCAAGAGUUCUCUUAUUGCAGCUCUAUUCCGCAUGUUAGAACUUCAUCCCGGGAGCUCUAUUCUCAUUGAUGGUUUAGAUAUUAGUACACUUCCUCGACAAACCGUUCGAGCACGCUUAAACGCUAUUCCUCAAGAUCCCUUUUUUCUACGCAGCACUAUCCGUAUCAACGCCGACCCUUACCACCUUCACUCCGACACAGCAAUUAUCUCCGCGCUUGAAAAAGUACAACUUUGGUCUUUGAUUUCCUCUAAAGGGGGGUUAGAAGCCCAGCUAGACGCAGAAUUCUUUUCACAUGGCCAAAGACAGUUGUUUUGUCUUGCGAGAGCUAUUUUGAGAGGAGGUAGAAUUAUUGUGUUAGAUGAGGCUACGAGUAGUGUGGAUAGCGAAACGGAUAAAUUAAUGCAGAGGGUUAUCAGGGAGGUUUUUGCGGGAUGUACUAUUCUUGCAGUUGCGCAUCGAUUAGAUACGAUUGCGGAUUUUGAUCGAAUUGUCUUGUUGGGGAAAGGGGAGGUCGUGGAGACUGGAACAUUUGCGGAGCUGAUGCAAAGGGAGGGAGGUGCGUUUAGGGAGUUGUAUCAUUCGUGAUUUGGGGCUGGAUACAGGUCCGUGACUUGAAUUCGCUACGAAUUACGAGUAUACUGGUCAUAACAGAGAUAAAGGUGCGGAUUUCCAAUAUUAGAUAUCCCCGAUAUUAAACCAAAUUCCAAUUUUCUUUCCACCACUCAACCCACUCGCUAGAAAUUAAAACCAUACGGAGGAAACGUGGAUGAGUCGACCCCUUCCCCGCUUAUAAUUUACCACCACAACGGUAAAAUACCCACACUAACCAAAUCCUUAUCAGUCAUUUCGGGAGGCUCCGGAUAGGGCGCAGAUUGAACAAUUGAAUUAACACGUAUCUAUAGGAAUAUCUACGGAAUUUUAAGAAGUUCCUUAUAUGACUUGCAUACGGCAGGAACACGGAAAUGUGAAAUGAAGACGGAGCAGAUGGUUGCAGGAGGCGUUGUGGUGCGGCUGAGGCGUUAUGCAGUGGUAAUCUUCCGCAGAUUCGUCGGCUUCUUGUCGUGGUGAGACUAAUUUGUGUGAUUGAUUGUUGUCGGCCGUGUCUUAUCAGUUGGUGAGGAGGAUUGCCAUAGCGUGGGAUUUUGUUCGUGUGUAUUUAUGGGUUUGAACUUUGAACACCGAGGCGGAUGCGGAUGCGGUAAGAUGGGAAGAUGGUUGCUCCACUUGCUUGAGGUACGGACUUGAGAACCGCAUAUUCCGUAGAGUCAGAAGUACAUGUCAAAUCACUCAAAUAGAAAAUGAAGUUGUUGGAGAUGUUGGGUUUGCUUACCUCACUUGUUACGAUAAUUUCAAUAUUGGUGUCAACAUGAAGAUUUCUAAUUAAUUAGCUAAUGAAGGAAAAGUUCCUAAAUAGCCAUGUUCGUGUAGAAAAUCGAUAUC